UGAUGUCAUCCUCUUGAUAGUGAGUGGCAUUGCGACACAGCAGGUCACCUCCUGGAUAUAACCCCAGCGGCAGGGCAACAGGCCAGGGCUGUGUGUUCCUCCCACUCCUCUCCACAGACACACACACACACACACACACACACACACAGGGAGAGAGGAAAGCAGAGCGGCACCGUGAGCUCAACACGGCCAGCCAAGGUUACUCAUCAGUCUGCUGCACUCAGCUGCUUCUCCUCCACGUUUCCUCCACAGACCCUGUAUGGUAAAAAAAUGGAGACCUUAAAUCACAAACUAAAUGCCUACUUUGAAACAUGGAUGGGUCCCAGAGAUAAGAGGGUGCAGGGAAUGCUCCUGCUCGACAGUUACCUACCAACCUUUGCACUCACAGUCAUGUACCUUCUGAUCGUGUGGAUGGGGCCCAAGUACAUGAAGCACAGGCAGCCAUAUUCCUGCCGAGGCCUCAUGGUGCUCUACAAUCUGGGAGUCACCUGUUUGUCCUUCUACAUGUGGUAUGAGCUUGCUACGAGUGCAUGGUACGGCGGAUACAACUUCUACUGCCAGAACACUUACAGUGCGCCAGAAGUGGAUGAAAAGAUCAUAAGUGUCCUUUGGUGGUACUACUUCUCCAAGCUGGUCGAGUUCAUCGACACCUUUUUCUUCAUACUGCGGAAAAACAAUCACCAAAUCACAUUUCUCCACGUCUACCACCACGCCAGCAUGCUGAACAUCUGGUGGUUCGUCAUGAACUGGAUACCCUGCGGUCACUCAUAUUUCGGGUCCUCCCUGAACAGCUUCGUCCACGUUGUGAUGUAUUCCUACUACUGCCUCGCAGCCAUUCCUGCCCUCCGACCGUACCUCUGGUGGAAGAGGUAUAUCACCCAGCUGCAGCUGAUCCAGUUCUGUUUGACCGUGAUGCAGACGGCGUUGGCAGUGGUCUGGCCGUGCGGCUUCCCCAUGAGAUGGCUGUACUUCCAAAUAAGCUACAUGUUCUCGUUCAUUGUCCUUUUCACAAAUUUCUACGUCCAGACGUACAAGAAGCGCAUCGAUUCUCAAAAGAAGGGGAAGCAGAACGGUUCCUCCGCGUCGGUAAACGGACACGCCAACGGAACGGCGUCGAUGGAGCACACAGCGCCCAGAAAGCGCAGGGUGGAUUGAUAUUUGAGAAACUACCACCAGUUUCCCACUGUAGCCCCUUAGGUUAUGCUGCUAGAGUUAUAUGAAUAUUUUUAUCUAGAAUAGACCAGACCAGCACUCACCUGGAUAAAAUAAGCCAUAGCCACAGACAACACAUGCAGAAACUUUUCCUUUAUUUCCCUCACAUAAAUACAAAAUAGGUCUGAACUACUGAAUCAUUAUAGCUGUAAGUGAAGAGUACUUUAGUAUUCCUGAAUCUUUCCACUGCGCCUCCCUCGCCUUUCGGUCUGUUAAUUCUAAGAAAAAGCUCAGUGCACUCAAACAUACAGUCAGAAAAAUUCAGCAAUGCUUUGCACAACAAAGGUCCAAAGAUUAACAACAGAGCAUGUUGGCAGAACAUUUUUUUGCACAUCAUGAUAUCAGUUUAAGAGACGCUUUAAAACAAACAGCAAUUAGUAUGUUUUUUUUAUCCUGCAUCAUGAUACAUAUGUGUCUCACUUUAUCUUAUUCCUGCUUGCACAAUCCAAACUUUUGGUCUCAGUCAGGUACUUUUUGUCAGGUCGGUUUGAAAUGCCGAGCCGUCUCAUCAAGACCAAAGUGUUGCUCAUAUUAGCAUUCAGGUCAACUGUGUCCACAGCGUGAAAGGAGAGCUCCUGUGUUUUCAAAAGCAGGACAAUAAAUGAUCCAACGGUGAAGGAGUUUUGUCAGAACAUUAAUUCUCCUUUCACACUGUGUUGCAUCGACUCAAUUAUUCAUCUGAGAAAUCAUUGCAGGACAUUAUGAGAAAUGCAAAAAGCUUAAAUGUUGUGUUGUCUGUUGGUUCUGGGCAGUUGCAUAAGCUUUCAACACGACAUAUUUUUACCUGAAUAAGCUGAUGUUCAGAAACUUCUGAAAAAAAAAAGUGAGUGCUGAAAACUCUAACGCGACUGGAUAGUUUGGUAUCAACACUACAUUACAGUUUUAAUGGAACUUAAAAAUCUAGAUUUAACCCUACAUGAAGAACAUCAGAAGAAAAUUAAAAAAAAAAAUUCAAACAGAAAAAUUGAGUUUCAAAUCCCUGCCUGUGAAUGGCAUUAGUAGUAACUCUGCUUGCUCUUUAAUAGAUACGUUUUGGUGCAGACAUUGUGACUAUUGAGUGGCUAAAAAUAGCAAAGGUUUCUCUCAGUAAUCCAGUGAACCUUGACCAGUAUGCAGACCAGCAGCCGCACCAUCUUACAAAGGGAGGCAAUGGAAAAAGCUAAUGGAGUUAAACGCUGUUAACUUUUUCUGUUAGGACAAUUCAGGAAGGUGGCUUUGAGAAAACAACCCUCGAAAACGACAUCAAAACAUUUCAAGCACCUUCCAUUCUUAAACAACACACAAAGUAUUUUCCAUGCAAUAUUAAUGUUUUAUAUGAAAUUUCAGUUUUGCAAUUCGAUAUUUAUCUAGACCUAAACUGUGAAACAAACAUUUAUCAUCCCAACUUUCAUUUAUCAGCAAAAUGCUGAAGUUAGCUCUCAGAUCUGGCAGUGUGGUUAAGGCUAUUUUACUCGUUUCUUGGACCAAUUUUGUCAGCAAUGCUUUGACUUGUCAAAUUUGAACUGUAUUAAAUGCAAUUGUUUAAAAAAAAUGAAAGAAACUUUGGUCAUCCAUUGUUGUAGAGAGUAUCAUACAUUUGCUUUUCUGAGACAAUAAUAACAGAAAUACAUAAAUACAUAAAAGCUUUAACUUUUAACACUCGUGUGUUAACCCUCUCAGGCUCAAAUUACUUGCAAAGACUAGCUAAGUAGCAUUUAGCUGUUGCAAAUCUGCAACAUCUGCCUGGAGAGGGUUAAAAGUUCAAACUUAUAGCAUUUUUAUAAAUAAACGUGCUGCCUUCUGGACCAGCUAAUAUAUUUUGUCACACAGCUUAGAAUUAUAAUUUUCACUAAUCAAAUUCAUCAAAUGUGUUUAGUUCCUUCAGAAUCCCUCAUGUUGAUUUGUAUCUCACUAACAAUUGAAAAUCAGAAAUGUUAAGUUUUUUUAAAAAAACAAAACGUAUGCGCAAGUUGAUUUUGAUAGAAAUAAGACAGUGGAAGUGUAGUGCGUAAGGUUGCAGACAGCACGCUUAACUCAGCGUAGGCGCUGCAGAGUGAAGCACCCACUCUGUUCUGUCACAAACCGAACCCAUCAGACCUCCUCUUUAGGUCUGAUGGGUUCAGACAGAGCCAGGCUGGAUGUUUCCCGCUAAAAUCUCCGGCCCGGUUAACUGACUCCAGCUCUCAGGGCACACGUACGUAAUGACUCAGUAAGACGCUGCCCAAACACGCAGACCUCCGUUCCCUCCUCAGUUGUUCGGAAAUGUGAAAAUCAGCAAAUCCACAUUUCUCAAUGCCGUAGACGUCCACGUCCGUGUAACUGCUAAUAUUAUAAAAACAUACCAUAACUGUAGCUGUUUUUGUUCAAUUUCAGGUGUAUUUGUAUGUAUUUAUGAGCAGAGUUAGCACUGGUUUAAUUCAUAAAGAAGGCAAAAAUGAAUGUAAUGGUAUGAUAUAUAUAUAAAUAUAUAUAUUUCUGAGGUCUGGUGUAAAUUUCAGGUGAUAUGUUAUCACUGAUGCUUUACUUACACAUUAAAAACAAACUACAACUCUGACCAGUCACAGCGUCCAGCAUUACUUUUUUUUUCCAGGUGGAAAAAGAUGUAAAAAUGAAUAAUGUUUCCAUGGCAAAAAUGAAACAACAUGUGUAUCCCUCACUCUGAGAUCCUUGUCUGAUCAGAACUGUGUUGCAAUAAUUGUCAUUUGUCAACUGACGUUUGUUGGCUUUAGUUUGAAACUUACUUUGAAACUUACAACUUCAAAUGGAAACUUUGCUUUGAAGCUGUAAAGUUUUAAUUUUGUAUCAAGUACUAACUUAAGUAAUCAAAUAAAUAUUUGCUUUUGUUAUGUUUUA
Poeciliopsis prolifica (blackstripe livebearer) is the source of this 4044-nucleotide messenger RNA. RefSeq names its product ELOVL fatty acid elongase 5 (gene elovl5). NCBI's taxonomy places the organism in Eukaryota, Metazoa, Chordata, Actinopteri, Cyprinodontiformes, Poeciliidae. Bases 271 to 1155 code for a protein of 294 amino acids. Gene Ontology annotation, cellular component: endoplasmic reticulum membrane; endoplasmic reticulum. The transcript has 8 exons. Gene Ontology annotation, biological process: fatty acid elongation, saturated fatty acid; fatty acid elongation, monounsaturated fatty acid; very long-chain fatty acid biosynthetic process. Gene Ontology annotation, molecular function: fatty acid elongase activity. The record is from RefSeq and is a predicted model, not a curated record.